Messenger RNA from Selaginella moellendorffii, 3192 nucleotides. RefSeq names its product respiratory burst oxidase homolog protein A. Gene Ontology annotation, cellular component: plasma membrane. The transcript has 15 exons. NCBI's taxonomy places the organism in Eukaryota, Viridiplantae, Streptophyta, Lycopodiopsida, Selaginellales, Selaginellaceae. The coding region runs from base 354 to 2978 and encodes 874 amino acids. Gene Ontology annotation, molecular function: NAD(P)H oxidase H2O2-forming activity; calcium ion binding; peroxidase activity. The record is from RefSeq and is a predicted model, not a curated record.
AGCGCCGGUGGCAGUGGCGAUCGAUUAGUUCCUUCGAUCUUCUCUAUUUUUUUAGCAGGGUUUCUCCUUCCAGGGCAUUGACAAGCGAAGCAUUGAUCAGUGUUGCAGUGGGAUCCAGGGCGUGGCACACAGCGCUUCUUCCACUUCUUUCUUUUCUCUUCUUUACUCUCCCGGCAAGGGUUGCUUUCUUCGAGGCGCUGGGCUUGCAUUUGACAGUUCCGUGACAGGAAUCCCUGGAAAGCUCCCAUUUCUCGCGGCAAUGAGGAAGGUGAAGUGAAAUAUCGGGAGCAUUGCUGGGAUCUUCAGUGAUUUCGCAUGGCUUGGCGAUCUAGCUAGCGAUAUUUCGGGGAGCGAUGGAGGAAUCGGGGGAAUUUCGCAUGGAUGUGAGCAGGGAAGUUGCGAGCACUAGCGGCAGGCGAUCCAAUUCGCUCCAUUUGCAGCUCGGCGAUGUGUUGCAUAGCGGCAGCAGCAGCAGCAGUAGCCAGAUCGUGCUCGAGGUCACGCUUGACGUUCACAGGGAUUCGAUCUCGCUCAAGAGCGUCGCCCCGGCUGGAAAUCCCGAAAAUAUUCUCCGCUUGCAUUCGUGGGAUAAAAUGUUGCAUCAUGGCAAAUCGGAGAUGGAGCUCAAGAAGGUGGGGCGCAAUGGGAGCUCCGCGCGGAUCUUGCCGCUGAAUUUCUCCCCGGAUGGCGAGGGCGGCCAGCUCUCGAGAUCGAUGUCCGGCACGGAGUAUGCGAUCGAGGGCUUGCGCUUCAUCGAGAAGACAAUUGCCAGCAAGAACGCAAAGUCUCAGUGGGAGGCUGUGGAGCUUAGAUUUCACAAGCUCGCCAACGAGGAGUGUCGGCUUUCACGCUCGGACUUUGGGGAAUGCAUUGGAAUGAGCGAUUCCAAGGAAUUUGCGGAGUUGCUGUUUGAUGCUCUAGCCCGGCGGAAAGGCCAUGACGAGCUGUGGACCGCUUCGAAGGAAGAACUCCGGGACUUUUGGCUUCAAAUCACAGACAAGAGAUUUAGCUCUCGAUUGCAAACAUUUUUUGACUUGUGUGACACGGAUCUGGACGGUCGCAUAUCAGAAAACGAAGUGAAAGAGAUAAUUCUACUCAGUGCGUCGGCGAACAAGCUCUCGUUUCUGCAAGAGCAAGCUGAAGAAUACGCAGCUCUCAUCAUGGGAGAACUCGAUCAGAAUAAACAAGGAUACAUUGAGGUGAAACAACUUGAACGGUUGAUGCGAGAGCCGAUCGCACUCGCUGAGGAUCCGUCCUAUGGGUACGCGUGUGCUCCAACUUUACACUCUCGAAGAAGAAACCGAUUGCAUUUACUCCAGAGAACGAUCAAGUACUUCGCUCUGGACAACUGGCAGCGGAUAUGGGUGCUGUGCGUGUGGUUUCUCGCCAUGACCGGUCUUUUCACCUGGAAGUUCAUAGAGUACAAGAACAGAGCCGCUUUUAAGAUCAUGGGAUACUGUGUGUGCACGGCCAAGGGCGCUGCGGAGACUUUGAAACUCAACAUGGCAUUGGUCCUGCUGCCAGUUUGCAGGAUCACAAUCACGUCCUUACGCUCCACUGUUUUCGGAUCCAUACUACCUUUCAACGACAACAUCAACUUUCACAAGCUUAUUGCUGCAGCGAUUUUGUUCGGCGUUUUGCUUCACGGAGGAACUCAUAUUGCUUGUGACUUCCCCAAGAUGGCCAACGCAAACAGUCGUAUAUUUCUUGAUACUAUUGGGCAUGGUUUCCACGGCCGGCAACCAUCUUUCCUUGGCAUAUUGGCUUCGAUUGAGGGGAUUACGGGGAUUAUCAUGGUGGUCCUGAUGUCAAUAGCUUUUCUUCUUGCAACGCACUGGUCCCGCAAGAACAUCGUCAGGCUCCCUUGGCCCCUCCACAGGUUAACAGGAUUCAACGCAUUUUGGUACUCGCAUCAUCUUUUUAUUUUGGUCUACGCCUUGCUGAUCAUACACUCGGUGUUUCUCUUCCUGACCCCAGACUGGCUGCAAAAGACGACGUGGAUAUAUCUAUCCUGUCCAUUGCUGCUGUACGUUGGCGAGAGGUUCCUGCGCGUUUUAAGAUCGAGGCAGCAUCGAGUCAACAUAGUAAAGGCAGCAAUUCAUCCUGGCAACGUUCUUGCCUUGGACAUGACGAAACCUCCAGGCUUCAAGUAUCGGAGUGGCAUGUACAUGUUUCUGCAGUGUCCAGCGAUCUCGCCAUUCGAGUGGCAUCCCUUCUCGAUCACGUCUGCGCCCGACGACGAGUUUUUAAAUGUGCACAUACGGACAGUGGGGGACUGGACCAAGGAAAUGAGGAAAAUGUUUGCAAAGGCAGUUGACACUAGCUCUUCCAUCGACGAUUCACGGUUUCCAAAGCUCUACAUUGAUGGACCUUAUGGCGCUCCUGCUCAGGACUACCGGAAGUAUGACGUGAUGCUCCUCGUUGGCUUGGGAAUCGGAGCUACACCUUUUAUCAGCAUCUUAAAGGACAUGCUCAACAACAUCAAAUCCACGGAGCAACAGUCGGACAUAGACUUUAGCAAGCCGUUUGAUAGCCCGAGAAGAAAGAGCCGCAAGUCUCGUGGCCCAACAAACGCCUACUUCUACUGGGUCACCAGAGAGCAAGGCUCGUUCGAGUGGUUCAAAGGCGUCAUGAAUGAGGUGGCCGAAAUAGAUCACAAGGCAGUAAUUGAGAUGCACAACUACCUCACAAGCGUGUACGAGGAAGGUGACGCGCGCUCGGCUCUCAUUGCAAUGGUACAAGCUCUACACCACACCAAAAACGGCGUGGAUAUCGUCUCGGGCACCCGGGCACGCACUCACUUCGCAAGGCCAAACUGGGACAAGGUGUUUGCACGUCUCACUGCUACACACGACAAUUCAAGGAUAGGAGUGUUCUACUGCGGGCCUUCGCAAGUCGCCAAAGAGUUAGAUGUGCUGUCCCGGAAGUAUUCCCAAGAGUCCAACACCAAAUUUAUAUUCCAUAAGGAGAACUUUUAGGCCGCGCGAAAAGAGCAGUGGAAAAAGAGGAAGAACCUCUCUUUCUCUUAGCUGCAACAGUGGGAGCCUUUUAUGCAAGAGCACGACGCUCUACCUCAUCCCAGUAGACGUUUGGUGGCCAUUGUCAGCGGGCCUGGACCACGUCACCACUGGAUAUAUUAUGUAUAGCUAUCGCAACACGAAAAUAAAUUACAAAUCCACAUUGUACCUGCCA